This is a messenger RNA of Annulohypoxylon maeteangense, 2002 nucleotides long. RefSeq names its product cytochrome P450 monooxygenase CYP539B5. Lineage: Eukaryota; Fungi; Ascomycota; Sordariomycetes; Xylariales; Hypoxylaceae. The record is from RefSeq and is a predicted model, not a curated record. Bases 372 to 1928 code for a protein of 518 amino acids. Gene Ontology annotation, molecular function: iron ion binding; oxidoreductase activity, acting on paired donors, with incorporation or reduction of molecular oxygen; monooxygenase activity. The transcript is spliced from 6 exons.
GGUACGGUCUAUACUUAGGUAUAAUUACCUAUUCUAUUCCAUGAUUAGGGGUAAGGGCUACGAUGGGUUGCGGGGGAUGCAAGGAUGGAUGGACGAUGACACCCUGCGGGGAGGCCAAUUGGCUAUACCACACGGCAGUACGCCGAAUCAAUAUAGACGCUCUUUUCACGUUGAGAAAGGAUUGACGGCUUACGCUCGUGAUCGAUUACUGGUGGACGUGGCUUCACAUGCUUAGUAGGACUUGAUAAGGUCUAGAUACCUAGGCAUCUAUUUGCAAGAUACAUAUAUUAUGUCUAAAGAUGUUCUAAUCAAUCGAUAAUACGAAUAGAAGUAUCGUUAGAAGCUUACACAUGAAGGCGGGUUAAGUCACGAUGCUAGCUCAAGUUUCAUUCAAUCAUAUUGGCCUUGCUGGAGCCUUGUUACUGGUUUGCGCCUUGAUCUACUAUGUGGUUCAACUAAAGAGGCAUGAGUUGAGGAUCAAGAAGAUAGGAGGAGUGCGAGCCCCCCGUCUAACAAGGAACCCUCUCGUAGCGGCCUCGUGGUUUCUUGAUACAGCAAAGGCUAUGAUGAGGAAUGAGCUCCUGGAGCAAUACAAUAGUUUCUUCGACGCGGCGACUCCUGAAUGUCCGGAUUUGAUCGAGAUCCAGAUAUUCCCACGGGAGAGAUAUCUUUUCACUAGAGAUCCGGAGCAUAUCAAAGCAGUACUCGCGGCUCAGUUUGCCGAUUACGGGAAAGGACCCCGAUUCCACGAUCUAUGGAGACCCUUUCUUGGAGAUAGCAUCUUCACGACCGAUGGUCAGCUUUGGCACGAUAGUCGUAGCUUGAUUCGUCCGAUGUUUGUAAAAGAUAGGGUCGCUGAUUUAGCCACGUUCGAAAAAUGGAUGAUGAAGCUCCUUGCGAAGCUUCCAUCUCAAGGACAAACUGUCGAUAUCAUGGAUCUUCUCUAUCGAAUGACUCUGGAUGUUACCACGGACUUCCUUUUAGGGGCCAGUGUUGACAGCUUAAGCAAUCCUCAGAGUGGAUUUGCAAAGGCAUUCAAUGACGUCCAAAGGAUCCAGAUGUUGGUCACUGCUAUCGGGCCAUUUGAAGCCCUUGUUCCCCGUCAUCAAUACAAUGAAGGGAUCCGGGUUAUAGACCAAUUUAUUAUGCCAUACAUCGAGCAGGCACUUGCAUUGCCGCAAGAGGAGCUAGAGAAGCUCUCCAACUCCGACAAGCACUUUACCUUCCUACACAAUAUAGUACGAUAUACUCGCAAUCGUCAAGCACUCCGCGACCAAAUCAUCGCUGUGCUCCUGGCCGGCCGCGACACGACAGCUGCAACACUAUCGUGGGCAUUUUAUGAGUUGUCUCACUAUCCCGAAAAGUAUAAGAAGCUUCGUGAUGAGAUCAUUAACUCUGUUGGUCGCACGCGAACUCCGACGUACCAAGAUCUCAAGGAUAUGCCGUAUCUGCGACAUACCCUAAAUGAGACACUCAGGCUUUAUCCUGCCGUUCCGUAUAACAUACGGGGGGCGCUGAGUGACACAACCCUGCCAGGUAAACCAGGCCAGCCGCCUAUCUCGGUAGUAAAGGGCGACAUCGUAUUCUACAGCACGCUCGCGAUGCAGCGGCGGAAAGAAUUGUAUCCUCCCGUAUCGGAGAAGUUCGAAGAUCCUGCACUCUUCUCACCUGAGAGGUGGGAGAACUGGAUACCCAAGUCUUGGCAGUACGUGCCCUUCAACGGCGGACCGCGUAUUUGCGUAGGUCAAAACUUUGCUUUGACUGAGAUGGCUUAUUGCAUGGUCAAAAUCCUUCAGAAAUACGAGCGCAUCGAGUACCGUGGGGAUUGGUAUGCGCAGAAACUCGAGACGGAGGUCGUGGCUAAGCCUAGCCAGGGAGUUAACAUCGCCUUGUAUGAAGAGCUCUUGGAGGUAUCAGAGGAUCAAUGAUCUUUGUAUGUUUAGAGAUAAGCUUGAUCUCCUCCAUAUGUUAUAAAAUUGUUAGUUGUAAUUGAAUACUCGGC